Molecule: messenger RNA, 2294 nt
Organism: Vollenhovia emeryi
Lineage: Eukaryota; Metazoa; Arthropoda; Insecta; Hymenoptera; Formicidae
Gene: ringer
Product: TPPP family protein CG45057
Exons: 4
Coding region: 715-1341 (208 amino acids)
Biological process (GO): positive regulation of protein polymerization; microtubule bundle formation; microtubule polymerization
Cellular component (GO): microtubule
Molecular function (GO): tubulin binding
Source: RefSeq, a predicted model, not a curated record
CCCUGCCACCCAGAGAUUGCAAUUUUUCUCAUUCCGACAAUAGGAAAUAACAUUUUAUUUCAUACCUGAUCGCAAAGCUCUUACUCAAUUUACGCUAAUUACCUUAACACACGACACUCGUAAUCUCUAUUUAUAGCAGUGAAAUAACGUUAUGCCUGUGGCUAGUUUCUCGUCACCUACGUCAUGUAUUCUCGCUCUUUGUUAUUUUGACACACAUUUUUCAUCCUCUCUCUCUGUAUAUUUCCAAACAAUUAUUAUUAUAUGUGGUAUACAUAAGACUACUUCUUAUUUCAAUAUUUAUCGUUGCAAGUUUGAUUGUAAUUUGCAACUUUAACAUAAAUUAUGUGUAGAAUUGUAACAUGGAGAAAUAAUGCAACAACAGUCUACAAUAAAUGAUUAGCCACUGAUUGCAGAUAAAUGUAGAGUAAACUUAUUUUAUCUAGAGUGCGAGGUCUGGUCACAACAGCCUUUGCAACACAUAUCAACGACUAUUAUAUACAAUAUUACUAGCAAAGACUACCGUUCGAUGAGAGAAAUAUCGUGACUCCUAUUACGACCUAUUGCGUGCGGUCUGCUCAGUAAUACAUCGGUAAACCGGAGAAAGAACUUGUGUAUAAUGAAUAAGAGCGCAACAGUUGGCGAUCAACUGUCUGUUGCACAUCGAUCGUGUCGUCUAGCGAUAAACGAGACAAAAAUAUACGUACAUGAAUUACGAUGCAAACGGAGAAAAGUGAUGCCGAGAAAAAUAAGGCUGUCAACGACGUGACGACUUCGAUUGCGAACGAGGUGACAAAUUUGAAGAUGGAAGACGGUUCGACGAGUCCAACACCAAGUAGUCCUGGUAGCGCUGAACCGGGUAGCUUUUUAGCGAGCUUCAAAGCCUUCUCCAAAUUCGGCGAUCCAAAGAGCGAUGGCAAGCUGAUUACGUUAAGUCAAAGUGACAAAUGGAUGAAGCAAGCCAAGGUAAUCGAUGGAAAGAAAAUCACUACCACGGAUACCGGAAUUUACUUCAAGAAGCACAAAUCCACAAAGCUUGGUAUUGAACAAUACAAAACAUUUCUGGAGGAAUUGACUAAAAGUAAAAAAGUGGAAUUGGCGGAAAUGAAAAAGAAGAUGGCUAAUUGUGGACCUCCUGGGUUUACCGGGGGUGCUGCUGGAGCUGGAAAGGCAGCGUCGACAGUUGACAGGCUUACCGAUGUCAGCAAAUAUACCGGUUCUCACAAACAACGUUUCGAUACUGAAACAGGAAAAGGUAAAGGUAUAGCAGGUCGCAAGGAUACGGCGGAUACGUCAGGAUAUGUCCAAGGUUAUCAAAAUAAAGAUACAUAUAAGGGGCAGUAGUAUCUGAACGCCUCGAUAAUAAGUAUCUUUAAGGCCAUGCUGUUAAGAUCGUUGGCGUGAUACGCGCAGUAUGCACAUUGAAAUCAUCGCUGCUCGUUGUUAGCGGCCUCAAUUUCCUUACCGUAUCGUCACAGCGAUCUGACAGAUAUUUCAAAUAUCAAUUUUACAAAAUUUAUCAUUUAUGAGAUGCAUUAAGGUAGCAAUAUCAUUAAGAAUCGUUGGUAAAAUAUUAACCGUACGUUUGCGGCAAUCCUUGUGAAACUUUUGCUCUUGAUGUUUACGUUGUAUUUCUCGCAUAAAAGUUUUCCGAUAAGAGGCCUGGAAAAAACAUUUUUCCGAAAAAUUUCUUUUUCAACUCCUUCUAUUUAUAUUCUCUAAUGUGAUUGUUGUUUUUAUCUCUAUUGUUCUUCAUUCAAUUCUUAAUUAUCACUAGAUGAUAUGAAUAACAUUACUUAUAGGUUUUUUAUAUUAUUAUUCACUUUGUUAACGAGGUCUUUUUUUUGGAGUAGUGGUUAUACAUAUAGUGUAACUUAAGUACACAGUCUGAACUUCAAAUCCACGUAGAUAUUAUAUGUAGCAUUGUGUUACAUAAUCUUUGUUGCAUAAUUGAUUAAAAACAAGUUUUCUGAAAUUUCUAUGAUUACACAAAAGAAAUAGGUAUUAUAAUUAUUUCAUUGCAAACGCAUACUCGCCAUUACAAUUGUGUAACGCAACGUGGCAGCAGAAUUAUCUUUUACUAUAAAUCCUGCGCAAAAACUCGAAUCAUUAAUUUUUGAGGUAGAACAACGCACAUAAAUUUUGUGUAUAAACAUAUAUCUCUUCAACUGAAGAACUAGUCAUGUUUAAUUAUCACAACUUUGUGUACUGAUUACCAGCUUAUUUGUGUAAAGAAUAUGUUUGUCCUUUAAAGAGAUAUAAUAAAUAUAAGUGCGGAAAUCACCUAUCACGCAAAA